Molecule: messenger RNA, 2374 nt
Organism: Mesocricetus auratus (golden hamster)
Lineage: Eukaryota; Metazoa; Chordata; Mammalia; Rodentia; Cricetidae
Product: protein fem-1 homolog B-like
Cellular component (GO): nucleus; cytoplasm
Molecular function (GO): protein binding
Source: RefSeq, a predicted model, not a curated record
CGGCCCAGGGCCGGUGCCUGGGGCCUCGGGGGCGGCCCUGACCGUCCUCCUCGUCGCCCGGGCCGGGUCACAGUUGUGCCCCCGGCGGCGCUCGGCCACCUCUGCGUCUCCGCGCUCGCUGGGUCGCGCUGCUGCCUGGGCGCGGCGGCGGCGGCGGCGCCCUGUUGAAUGGGCUGUGAGGGCCCGGGUCUGAAGUGCUGGCGGACGCGGCCUCCGGGGGCGCAAGGCAGCAGCAGCGGUGGCGACCAAACGGGUGUUGGAGUUGGCGGCGGCCAUGGAGGGCCUGGCUGGCUCCGUGUACAAGGCGGCCAGCGAGGGCAAGGUGCUCACACUGGCUGCCUUGCUCCUUAACCGGUCGGAAAGCGAUAUCCGCUACCUGCUGGGCUAUGUCACACCCCUCAUCAUCGCAGCCCGCAAUGGGCACGCCAAGGUGGUGCGCUUGCUGUUAGAACACUACCGUGUGCAGACCCAGCAGACUGGCACUGUCCGCUUCGACGGGUAUGUCAUUGAUGGUGCCACUGCUCUUUGGUGUGCUGCAGGAGCUGGACAUUUUGAGGUUGUUAAACUACUUGUUAGUCAUGGAGCCAAUGUGAACCACACCACAGUCACUAACUCAACCCCAUUGCGGGCAGCAUGCUUUGAUGGCAGACUGGACAUUGUGAAAUAUUUGGUCGAAAAUAAUGCCAAUAUCAGCAUUGCCAGCAAGUAUGACAACACCUGCCUAAUGAUCGCAGCAUAUAAGGGGCACACUGAUGUGGUCAGAUACCUUUUAGAGCAGCGCGCUGAUCCCAGUGCUAAAGCACACUGUGGAACCACAGCAUUGCACUUUGCAGCCAAGGCUGGUCACAUUGACAUUGUGAAAGAGCUGAUAAAAUGGCGAGCUGCGAUAGUGGUGAACGGCCAUGGGAUGACACCGUUGAAAGUAGCUGCUGAAAGCUGUAAAGCUGAUGUUGUUGUGAAAGACCCCUUUGAACUCUUGCUCUCUCAUGCCGAUUGUGACCGCAGAAGUCGGAUUGAAGCCUUGGAGCUUUUGGGUGCCUCCUUUGCAAAUGACCGUGAGAACUAUGACAUCAUGAAGACAUACCACUAUUUAUAUUUAGCCAUGUUGGAGAGGUUUCAAGAUGGUGACAACAUUCUUGAAAAAGAGGUUCUCCCACCCAUCCAUGCAUAUGGGAACAGAACUGAGUAGUGUAGGAACCCCCAGGAACUGGAAUCCAUUCGGCAAGACAGAGAUGCUCUUCACAUGGAGGGCCUUAUAGUAAGGGAACGGAUUUUAGGUGCUGACAACAUUGAUGUUUCCCACCCUAUCAUUUACAGAGGGGCUGUCUAUGCUGAUAACAUGGAGUUCGAGCAGCGCAUCAAGUUGUGGCUUCACGCACUGCACCUCAGGCAGAAAGGUAAUAGAAACACCCACAAGGAUCUGCUUCGAUUUGCUCAAGUCUUCUCACAGAUGAUACACCUCAAUGAAGCUGUGAAGGCCCCAGACAUAGAAUGUGUUCUGAGAUGCAGUGUUUUGGAAAUAGAGCAGAGCAUGAACAGAGUUAAAAAUAUCUCCGAUGCUGAUGUCCAUAGUGCCAUGGACAACUACGAGUGUAACCUCUAUACUUUUCUGUACCUGGUGUGCAUCUCCACCAAGACACAGUGUAGCAAAGAAGACCAGUGCAGAAUUAACAAGCAGAUCUACAACCUGAUUCACCUGGACCCCAGAACGCGGGAAGGUUUCACCUUGCUACACUUGGCUGUCAACUCAAACACACCAGUUGAUGAUUUCCACACCAAUGACAUCUGCAGCUUUCCCAACGCACUGGUCACGAAGCUCCUGCUGGACUGUGGUGCUGAGGUGAAUGCCGUGGACAAUGAAGGGAACAGUGCCCUCCACAUUAUCGUCCAGUACAACAGGCCCAUCAGUGACUUUCUGACCUUGCACUCCAUCAUCAUCAGCCUUGUGGAGGCCGGCGCACACACUGACAUGACAAACAAGCAGAAUAAGACUCCACUAGACAAAAGUAUGACUGGGGUGUCUGAGAUACUACUCAAAACUCAGAUGAAGAUGAGCCUCAAGUGCCUGGCUGCCCGAGCAGUUCGGGCUAAUGACAUUAACUACCAAGACCAGAUCCCCCGGACUCUUGAAGAGUUUGUUGGAUUUCAUUAAGUGACUGGAUGUGUAAAAUCGUUGAAUGUGGUGCUAAAAAGUAAAGGACUUUAAUCACAGACAAUAGAAGUAUGUGUUCAUAAAUUGUCCUUUCCUUUCCACUGCCCUUUCAGCCCCUCCGUCCUUGGUUCCGUUUGGCUCUGGUCUCAUGUAUUGAUUUCAGCACACUAAACAGAAGCAGCACUGUUGAGGUGUAACUGGAAGGUGUUGGGACAUUUCUUU